UAGCUUUUGUCCCUCCAACAUGGAAGACACUGCUAGUGGUGUGCUAGUCUUGCAACUCAGGGUACAAGCUUGAUCAGAUGUGAUUCCCUUGACUCCUAACUAAUCAAUGGUGGGUUGGGCAUCCGCAUGCCGACGUAACCAUGGCGAUUUGUCUCUUUAUUCACCCGGUCCCCGGACCUGAUCGCACCCGUAAACCUUUCUUCCUCACCUCCCGUCGGCAUCCUCACUCUUCCAAUCUCCCACCUUUUUAUUAGUCGUACCUUCCAAAUCGGUACCACUCACUGAUUUCUGCCCUAUCACAUCCUGCCCUUUAAAACCGGAGGACAGCACCAUACCACCCUUCUCUGCGACACCUGCCUCGGUGGUCCGCACUGCGAGAGCGCAACCCAAGGGGUCGGGACACCCAACCUCACCUUCCAUCAGUCUCUCCAGGCGCAAACCAAUAACUCAAAAUGUCACGCACAACGAGCCUCGCCCCAGUGGCCCUCAUACUCGUCGCCGGAUCCCUCGUCCUCCUCUGGUUCGUCAUCCUCUCAGGCGUCACCCACACCUCGCCGCUCCGCCAAACCUACUUCCUCCGCGCCGACACAUCCGGCAUCGAAGGCGCCCGCUCCAUCUCAGAAUGGACCUUCUUCAAGGUCUGCGGCGACGGCCACACCGACUGCGGCCCCUCGCGCCCGGGUCUUCCCCUAGGCGAUGCCUGGGCCAGCAACGCCCGCAACGCCCCGUCUGACCUGAUCGGCGGCUACGGAAACGGCACAACCAGCUUCUACUACUGGUACAUGUGGCGCUUCGGAUGGGUCUUCUUCCUCAUCGCCCUGUUCUUCGAGGUGCUGGCCUUCUUCGCGGGCUUCCUCGCGCUGUGCAGCAGACUGGGCUCGGCCUUGACGGGGCUGAUCUCGCUCGUCGCGCUCUUCUUCCUGACCAUCGCCGUCUCCCUGAUGACCGCCACCUUCGUCAAGAUGCGCGACGUCUUCAUCCGCGAGGGCCGCCAGGCCUCGCUCGGCAGGUACGGCUUCGGUUUCAGCUGGGGCGCCUGGGUGCUGUUGCUCAUCAGCACCGUGCUCUUCUUCUUGGCCCGCCACAAGCGCAGGGACACCACGACUGCCGCCGUCGCGUCGGCCCCCGGAACGGCCGCGGGCCGCACCUGGCCCUGGCAGAAGCGCGCCGCCGGUGAUGGGCGCAGGGUUAAGGAGGACUACGCCUGAGUGGGCUCGGUUGAUGCCAGAUGGCCGGUGGUAGGGGGCCAGGUGGAGUGAGUGAGUGGAGUGGUGGACUACGUGGAGGAUGGAUGAAUAAAGGGUGAUGUGAUAUGAGAUGACGGAGCGGGAGUGAUGGCCAGAUUGCAACCAACUUGCGCGCAAGCUAUCCUCGCUAUUUACGAUACCGGCGGCAUUCAGCCUGCUACUUGCAUGGAGGACUUACAGCCUCCUCAUAAUUUUAUUCAAGCUACA
Messenger RNA from Chaetomium fimeti, 1454 nucleotides. RefSeq names its product SUR7/PalI family-domain-containing protein. The transcript is spliced from 3 exons. Bases 453 to 1208 code for a protein of 251 amino acids. Gene Ontology annotation, cellular component: membrane raft; cell cortex; plasma membrane. NCBI's taxonomy places the organism in Eukaryota, Fungi, Ascomycota, Sordariomycetes, Sordariales, Chaetomiaceae. Gene Ontology annotation, biological process: cortical actin cytoskeleton organization; endocytosis; fungal-type cell wall organization. The record is from RefSeq and is a predicted model, not a curated record.